AUGGGUCCUUUUCCAUGUCUAUCAUGCUUCACCACCCCAAAAUCCAACACCAAAAACCACUUUAUCCCUCUCGAACAACUAUGUCACCGUUAUUCUUGUGCUCAACUUCAAAAAGCCACAAACAACUUCAACCAAAGUUCAAUUGUUAGUGGAGAAGGCCCAUGUCAGGUCUACAAAGGCCACCUCAAAGCCCAAGGAUAUGUUGCAAUCAAGAAGUUCAAGACUAGAAGCCCAGCUGGUGAUACAGAAUUCAGGGCUGAAGUUAAAAUUCUUUGUCAACUACACCACCCAAAUGUUGUUCCUUUGAUUGGUUUUGGUGAGCAUAAAAGUGACAAGUUCGUUGUGUAUGAUUAUGUCUCUAAUGGAAGCCUCUAUGAUUGUUUGCAUGGUACCAACAUUAACAAUGUUGUUCCAUUGUCAUGGAAACAAAGACUAAACAUUUGUAUUGGUGUGGCUCGUGGACUACACUACAUUCAUUUUGGAUCAAAGAUACCCAUCAUUCACCGUGCAGUGAAAUCAAGCAACAUUCUUUUGGACCAUAAUUUGGUGCCUAAAUUGGCAGAUUUUGGGCUAUGCAAGAAGGAACCUCAAGGGGAUUCAAGGCCAAAACCACCAAGAGUUGAGGUGAGGGAGGAUUUGGAAGUUAGUUUGGAAUACAUGGACCCAGAGUUUCAUAUGUAUGGAUGGCUAUCAAAGAAGUGUGAUGUGUAUUCUUUUGGUGUGGUUUUGUUGGAGAUUUUAUGUAGGAAAGAAGCAUGUUUUUUGACCCCUUAUGGAGUUUAUGUGUACCUUGUCAAGUGGGCCUUUAAUGAUGAAAGAAAAGGUGUUCCUGAGAAGAUUGUUGAUCCAUGUCUCAUGGGAAAAAUAGCACCAGAGUGUUGGCAAGUGUUCAUUGAGAUCCUUCAGAGAUGUUUGGCUUCAGAUGGUGAAGAGAGACCAACAAUGGGGGAAGUGGAAGUGGUUCUAGAGAAUGCAUUGCUUUUGCAGGAAAGAGCAGAUGCUGAGAAGGAGCAUCAUGAUCCCAGUUCUAAUUAUAGCUUGGCCAAUUGCAACUAA
Messenger RNA from Abrus precatorius (Indian licorice), 1056 nucleotides. Its product is annotated as receptor-like protein kinase ANXUR2. The transcript has a single exon. Lineage: Eukaryota; Viridiplantae; Streptophyta; Magnoliopsida; Fabales; Fabaceae. Gene Ontology annotation, cellular component: plasma membrane; plasmodesma. Gene Ontology annotation, biological process: protein autophosphorylation. The record is from RefSeq and is a predicted model, not a curated record. Bases 1 to 1056 code for a protein of 351 amino acids. Gene Ontology annotation, molecular function: ATP binding; transmembrane receptor protein tyrosine kinase activity.